Molecule: messenger RNA, 817 nt
Organism: Raphanus sativus (radish)
Lineage: Eukaryota; Viridiplantae; Streptophyta; Magnoliopsida; Brassicales; Brassicaceae
Product: wound-induced protein 1
Exons: 1
Coding region: 77-559 (160 amino acids)
Source: RefSeq, a predicted model, not a curated record
CAUACAUAAAAGAAAAAAACGUCUCUCUUCGAAACCCUCCGUUGUUCUAAGUUCCAAGAAAGAAAGAUAAACAUAAAUGGAAGCACACAACGUAGAGCCUUUGAUAACCCCUGAAAUGAAAAACAGGGGAACUAUAGAGUUACUCUACAGAGCUUUGCAGCAAGGCGACGCAUCAACGGUGGCCAAAUUGGUGGCCAGUGACGUGGAAUGGUGGUUCCAUGGACCUCACAACUGUCAACACAUGAUGAGACUACUAACAGGGGAACCACCGAGCCAAGUUUCGUUCAGGUUCGAGCCAAGCAGUGUACAAGUAGUGGUGCCUGGUCAUGGCUGCGUCAUAGCAGAAGGGUGGGAGGGUUCACACGUGUACUGGGUCCACGUCUGGAAGUUGAAAGAUGGAGUGGUCACUGAGCUAAGGGAGUAUUUCAAUACGUGGAUAACUGUUACGGAUUACAGUCGUGGGGCAAUAGGAUGGGACAUGGGGCGUUGCACGGUUUGGGAGAGCGUACCGAGGGAUCUAGCUCGUGGUUCGUUACCUAGCUUGCUGUUGGCUAUUUAACUGUGUAGACUAAAGUAUAACACAGUUGUGUCUGGUGGUUAUCUCUUUACGUAGUAAAUUAAAAAAAAAGCCUCAAGAUGUUCUGAAAAUUUUAAAAGCCUUAUGUGUGUUUAUGAACCAAAAAGGUAUUGCAUCUUUCUUGUCCUUGUUAUAAAAAUGUUCUACUUUUUUUUAAGGUUCAUCACACAUCAUACUGCUUCUGUUUCAAAAUAAUGUGUACUUCAUCUGUUUCAUAAUAAAUGUCACUUUAUACUUGUA